Messenger RNA from Austrofundulus limnaeus, 1922 nucleotides. RefSeq names its product gamma-glutamyltransferase 5a (gene ggt5a). The record is from RefSeq and is a predicted model, not a curated record. NCBI's taxonomy places the organism in Eukaryota, Metazoa, Chordata, Actinopteri, Cyprinodontiformes, Rivulidae. Gene Ontology annotation, biological process: glutathione catabolic process; inflammatory response; leukotriene D4 biosynthetic process. Gene Ontology annotation, molecular function: glutathione gamma-glutamate hydrolase; leukotriene-C(4) hydrolase activity. Gene Ontology annotation, cellular component: plasma membrane.
GGACAUCCUCCAACAAGGAGGCUCUGCUGUAGAUGGCGCCAUCGCUGCGCUUCUCUGCACCUCGGUGAUAAACCCGCAGAGCGCGGGGAUUGGAGGAGGCGCCAUAUUCACAGUGAUGGACAGCUCUGGUGAGGUGAAAAUCGCAGCAAGUGGAUCGCAGUUCCAGGAGAACUUCGAGGUUAUGAAAAAGCRCACAAGCUGUAUGGAAAGCUGCCGUGGGCCGACCUCUUCAAGCCCACCAUCAAGCUGGCCAGAGAGGGAAUCAAAAUUCCUGAAGUUCAGGGCACCUACAUCCCAUUCAUCUCUAAUGAGAGCUCUGCUCUUUGGGACUUGUUUUCAGAUAAGAAUGGAAAAUUGCUCAAAACUGGAGACAUUGUGAAAUUUGAGAAACUGGCCGACACUUUGGAGACGAUUGCAAAUAAUGGAGCAGAUAGUUUCUAUACUGGGAAAAUCGCAAAGGAUUUAAUUCAUGAUAUUCAGGAGGCAGGAGGAACACUCACACUGCAGGACUUGGCAAACUAUAACGCUACAGUGACCGAUGCGUGGGCUGUCCCUUUUGGAGAGUACCAGAUGUACAUACCCCCACCUCCUGCUGGAGGAGUCCUCCUCGGCCUCAUCCUCAGCAUCCUGAAAGGGUAUCAAAUGAACUCAGCACCWAAGUCUCUUAAUGAGAGGAUACAGUUUUACCAUCGCUACAUUGAAGCUUUUAAAUUUGUCAACGGACAAAAACUACACAUCCGGGAUCCACACGUUGUAUCAGAUAAAAAAGCCAAAAAGCUCCUAGAAGACCGUUUUCCCAGCUACAUCCGGACUCUGAUCAGCAGCAACAGGACACAUGAUCUCCAGUAUUACAACAUGACCUCAUUCCUAGACAGCAUGGGGACCUCACAUGUGUCGGUGCUGGCUGAAGAUGGCUCUGCUGUGUCUGCCACCAGCACCAUCAACCACAUAUUUGGCUCCAGGAUCCGCUCUGCAAGGACUGGAGUCAUUCUCAACAACGAGAUGUUUGACUUUUGUGGAAGAACUGACAAAAUCUUUCCUGGGGAGCGACCUCCCUCCUCCAUGGCCCCCUCUGUUCUGAAGUCUCAGUCGAAGAUGACUGUGAUUGGAGCGUCUGGUGGGGCGUUUAUCACCACUGCGAUGGCCUCGACUCUCAUCAACCACCUUUGGUUUGGAAAGAGUCUUAAAGAGGCGAUUAAAGUUCCUGUUGUUUAUGUUGACUCUAAAAACACAGUGAAGUUUGAAGCAGGAAGUGAUGAGGAUGUAAUAAAGGCUCUUAAAGCUCGAGGACACAAUCUUGAAAAGGCAACAAAAUUCUACAACGUGGUUAAUGCCGUGGAGAAAGAGGAGGGCUGCAUCUGUGCRGAGUCCGACGCCAGAAAACUGGGAGAAGCAGCUGGUUACUGAAAACAGGAGUCAAAGAUGCUGGUUAUGAAAGCUGCGACAGAAGGCAUCGGUCCCGCUGGAAUCUCUGAACAAGACAGUGAAAAAUUGCAAACAACAAGAGGGCAUUUGCAGUAACACGCAGCAGUUAAACACAACGGUCUCUUGAAAGAACUGAGCAACUAAAACAUGCUGGAUCUUGUAAAAAAAUACUUGAGUGGCUGCAGGUUUAGACAUGUCUUUAUCACGAUUUAAUUUUAUUUUUAGAGAAUCUUUCAUUUUCAGACCAGAACUCAUCAACACUGAUUCAUAAAAAUGAAUUGAUGUUAUUACAUAUAAAUAAAACAAACACAAAAAACAUGACAAAUAAUUUUAAUAUUAUUGAGUCAUUUAAAUUUGCAACUUUUGUCCUCUGAGUUUAAGAUCAACAGACUCUGUGGAUUCCUUUAAAGCUCGGUUAAAAACUUACCUUUUUUAAAUCUGCAUUUGUUUAAAUUUGCUCUGUCUAUUUUCAUUUUAUUUUAUUUUUGUUUGUGUUU